AUGGAUAUUCAAAUGCCACAGAUGGACGGAUUUGAAGCGACUCGGCAGAUAAGGAUGAUGGAGCAGGAAGCAAAAGAGAAGACGAAGCUCGAAUGGCAUUUACCUAUUCUGGCGAUGACCGCGGAUGUGAUUCAUGCAACCUAUGAAGAAUGUUUGAAGAGUGGAAUGGAUGGUUAUGUCUCAAAGCCUUUUGAAGAAGAGAAUCUCUAUAAAUCUGUUGCCAAAUCAUUCAAACCUAAUCCAAUCUCAGAUUCUUCUUCUUCAUAAUCCAAUCUUCCGGCGAGUCUUUUUUUUGUUUGUCUCUCUGCAGCCGGAGAAUGGACCGAUUCUGCUGAUUGAUUGGGAUAUAUAUGCAUUUUGAUUGCUGUAAAUAUAGGUUCACAGUCCAGAGAUUUUGUAAGGUUUUUUUUCUUCUUUUUCUAAGUAAUGUAGCUUGGUAUGGCCAUUAAGUAUGUUGUUUAAUGACAACUAUCGACGGUUCAGUGUUGAUCUUAGCCUAAGUAUUAAUUCCACAGGAAUGGGUCUGUACUGUAUCAGAUUUGGUUAGUUGUUUAAACAUCAGUUUCGUGUAAUUUUCUAAUAAUCUCUUUAUUU
Camelina sativa (false flax) is the source of this 594-nucleotide messenger RNA. Lineage: Eukaryota; Viridiplantae; Streptophyta; Magnoliopsida; Brassicales; Brassicaceae. The record is from RefSeq and is a predicted model, not a curated record.